AUGAGCAGCAACGAGUGCUUCAAAUGUGGGCGUACUGGCCAUUGGGCUCGGGAGUGCCCUACUGGAAUGGGUCGCGGGCGUGGAAUGCGAAGCCGUGGCAGAGGUAUUGUCCCACCCCCAAAGCAUAUUGUACAAAUUGCAAGUAAACAUUAGUUAGUCUCUUUUAACAACUCAUUUGGUAGCCUAGCCACAGCUGCUAGGAAUUAAAUGUAGGUGAAUAAGUAGGUAUGUGGAGGGAGGGACUGAUCACCUAGUCCUUUAGGUUUUGAAAAGAGCCACAGAGGAAGAAAAGUUUUCCUCCAACACAAUAGCGGAAAUGCAAUGGAAGGGGUGAGCAGAGUCAUUCCUUCUCUGCCAGUAUCUCUGGGAGAUGUCAUGAUUGGUUUGGUUUGGUUUUUUAACUGACUGACUGGUUUUUUUGUGGGCUUAUUUACACAGCUGCUUUAAUAUUGUUCCUAUUUACAGUGCAAUAGAGUGAGCAAAAAUAAAUUGGUAUGCUCUUUUUUGUGCCAUUAUGUGGUUUAACUAUGGUACAUGUAGUACCACUACUGAAUUGUUAAAUGGCUUUAUCUUUCUAAAUAGGCUUCCAGUUUAUGUCAUCAUCACUCCCAGACAUCUGUUAUCGCUGUGGUGAAUCUGGUCAUCUUGCCAAGGAUUGUGAUCUUCAGGAGGAUGGUAAGUAUUUCUAAAGUUUGGAUGGGGAGAAACAUUGCCAGUUAAUUAUGGGACGUAACACAAUGUUAAGCACAUAUUCUGCAACUCUCUCCAGGUUUUAUAGUCUUGUUUGUCUCCUUUUUCUUAUUGUGGAAGCCUGCUAUAACUGCGGUAGAGGUGGCCAUAUUGCUAAGGACUGCAAAGAGCCCAAGAGAGAGAGAGAGCAGUGCUGCUACAACUGUGGCAAACCUGGCCACUUGGCUCGCGACUGUGACCAUGCAGAUGAGCAGAAGUGCUAUUCUUGUGGGGAAUUUGGACACAUCCAAAAGGACUGCACCAAAGUGAAAUGCUAUAGGUAAAUCAACAAAUGUGAAUAUUAAUCCCAUUAUGCUGACCUUUAGGUCUCUUAUAAACAAAUUGUGUAUUUACAAUAAAAUAUAUGGGGUUAGUUAACAUUUGGAUUAUUUUUUUUGCAACGGUUUCUACCGUAAUAAAAUUUGUUUAUUGAUUUUCUUUCUGUGUCCCAUUAAAUUAUUUUGUGCUCUUACCAUAGAACUCGUGAUUUGUAACUUCUCAAGUUGCUAAUACCUCAUUGCUCACUUGGGUAAACUCCAAAAAUUUUAGGGUCAACUAGGUUUCAGUAAGGGUAUGACUGUACAAGUGUAGAAUGAGUUUAUUUUGUGAAGAGGCUGAAAACAUGGGACAUAGGAAUCAUGUCUGCAAUGUCCCGAAUACUAUACAGUAGUGUUUCUAUGGAUGUACUUUGUGUGUGGGACUGAAGUUCUGUCCUGUCUGAUUGCAGGUGUGGUGAAACUGGCCAUGUAGCCAUCAACUGCAGCAAGACUAGCGAAGUCAACUGCUAUCGUUGUGGCGAGUCAGGACACCUUGCACGGGAAUGCACAAUUGAGGCUACAGCUUAA
Messenger RNA from Podarcis lilfordi (Lilford's wall lizard), 1574 nucleotides. NCBI's taxonomy places the organism in Eukaryota, Metazoa, Chordata, Lepidosauria, Squamata, Lacertidae. The record is from the annotation of a GenBank genome assembly.